This is a messenger RNA of Knipowitschia caucasica, 303 nucleotides long. The record is from the annotation of a GenBank genome assembly. NCBI's taxonomy places the organism in Eukaryota, Metazoa, Chordata, Actinopteri, Gobiiformes, Gobiidae.
AUGUUGGUGUCAUAUGAACCGCCCGACUCUGAGGAGCACAGGACUGGCCUCCUGCAGGUGCCCAGAACGGGGGGGGUGGGGUGUUUGGGGUUGGUGGUGGUUGUGGUGGGUUGGGGGAUGGGGGGGGGGGGGGGGGUUUGGGGUGGGGGGUGGGUGGUUGGGGUGGGGGUGGUUUGGGGGGUGGGGGUGGGGGUGGGGGGGGGGAGGGGGGUGGGGGUCGGGUGGGGGGGGUGGGGGGGGUUUGUGGGGGGGGGUUGCACAAUGGUUUGGUUGAACGACCUUUAUAAAGAUAAAUAUGAAUAA